CGAGCAUGCAUAAGAUUGCUUACAUUAUGAUAUUAUAAUUACAGGUACGAGCCGCUACUGCAGUUGGUUUGGGAACCAUUGAAGAAAUAUCUCUUGCUGUGGAACCCGGAGCCCCGUGGAAACCUGAUGAAACCGACAAAAGUCCUCUCACAAAAAUGUCGAACACUAGCGUCGUCGAUGAUGAGAAGAUGAUUGCUGUUCUGUUGCCAAAGGCAUUUCUCUGCAAUGAUUUUAAUGGUGAAUCAAUACAGUGGGGUGUAGUUGUUGCACAAGACAGCGCAGCAAAUGAAGCUUCAUUUGUUGGAAGCUUGACUGAAUACCAAAUUUUCAAAGAUGCGCAUUACACAACGUGGUCAGACGUCAAAGAUAAGAGUGUUAUACAACCGUAUGUAGCCACUUCACCAGAAUGGAGGCCACUGUGUGCGGUCGAAUCUAAAGUUAAGGUUCACUUCACAGAAACAGACAUGAACGUCAAAGAUCACAACAACAAAACAGUCAACGUUUUUGCCUCAAAACGAAGGCGACGCGAUGCAAAUGUAAGCGACACACAUUUGAUCUUCGUCAUUGGCAAUGAACAUUGUUUAAACAAUCAGAAGUACUGCAACGGCCCUUUGCAUCCAGGAAGGUCCUAUCGGGUGAAGUCAUAUGCCUGUACGACAACUGGAUGUACAGAGACAUUGUACUCACUCCCUAUCUGGACCGGCGAUGACCGAGUUUCAGCACCAGUUUCUAAAGUUCUCAAUGACAUCACGGUACUCGGCGGAUGUGCAGGGGCAGUUGUUUGUAUUGCUUUGGUGGUCGCUAUCGUGUGCAUUAAGCGAUCGAACAAACUAUGUUUCAAAAGCAAGAUGACUGAUCACAGAGCAGCAGAAGUGAAUAUAUAUCUCAACGAUUUAGACUAUAAUAUGUUCAGACCUGGCAGGGUCAAUAUUACAGACUUUCCAGCAUACGUCGACCAGAUGCACAAAAGUGAUAACCGUCUCUUUAGACAGGCUUAUAAGAUGCUGAAAGAUAAAAAUUCCGUUCUUCCUAUAACAGCAGCUUUAUCUGAGGGCUGCCUGCAAAAGAACCGCUUCGUGGACAUAUUACCGUUUGAUCAUUCACGUGUGAAGCUCCGCCAAACAGACGAUGUUGAUGGAGCCAACUACAUCAACGCAAAUUACAUUCCGGGAUAUAAAUCUCGAGGAGAGUACAUCGCCACCCAGGGUCCGUUACGCACAACAUUUGAAGACUUCUGGCGAAUGAUCUGGGAACAGAAGGUGGACAUCAUUGUUAUGCUGACGAAUCUGGUGGAAAAGGGAAAAUUCAAGUGUGACAUGUAUUGGCCGGACAACGAGCAAGUCUUUUACGGAAAUCUUCUUGUCUCAAAACAAUCUGAGAGGGACCUGUCGUUCUACAAACUGCGUAUCUUCGAAAUAAAACUGAACAAGGAGCGCAGGAGUAUUAAGCAUUUUUGGUUCAUUAAAUGGCCAGACGCCGGGUGUCCAGAAAAGCCCAAACUGUUUUUAGAAUUUGUACAAGCUGUACAGAAAGCAAGGGCCCCUGCAGGAAAUGGUUGUCCUUUUGUGGUCCAUUGCAGCGAUGGAGUUGGGAGAACGGGAACCUUCAUCGCGGUGGAUCAUCUUCUGCAGCAUAUCCGUGACCAUGAAGACGUAGAUAUCUUCCAACUCGUUUUAGACAUUCGAGAACACCGGUGUAACAUGGUGCAGACUGAGGCUCAGUUCGUUUUCAUAUAUGACUGCUUGAAAGCGUUUCUCACAGUCGGUCAUGACAGUGACGGACAUUUGUAUCAAAACACCCACAUUGAAACCGAACAAAAGGAGCACACGUACGAAGCAUUGAAUUUCAGAAGAAAUUAGUGUGAAUUUAAGGCUUGUUUGCAAGUCGUCAAUUUAAUAGAUAAGUAAUUAAACACAAUUACAACAUGUUCAUUGACUCAAUUAAUAUAUUUCAAUAUAUCUGAAAUCAAGUCAUUAUUCAAGAAAUUAAGCUGUUAUUGCUUCGAGUGUCGAACGUAUGCACAUUUUAAAAAUUCUUUACUAUUUAUAUUCAUUUUAUUAUAUUUAUGUUCGCAUUUGUAUUGACUUAC
Molecule: messenger RNA, 2089 nt
Organism: Dreissena polymorpha
Lineage: Eukaryota; Metazoa; Mollusca; Bivalvia; Myida; Dreissenidae
Product: receptor-type tyrosine-protein phosphatase S-like
Exons: 18
Coding region: 156-1859 (567 amino acids)
Biological process (GO): protein dephosphorylation
Molecular function (GO): protein tyrosine phosphatase activity
Source: RefSeq, a predicted model, not a curated record